CAUAGCACUGAGUGCAGAUUAUUCAUUCUGCGUUCAUGUCUUAUUAAUGAUUCUAGUUAGGAAGUGACCGGGGCACUCUUAAUCUGUAGUCUCUUCCGCCGUUAGUGACCUACAUCUAAAAUUAGUUCUUGACCGAACAGUUUUUUUCAAUUCAGAACGGGGAACAUGACUUUCUUCAGAUCAAAAUGGUUCUUUGUGGCUGCAAGGUGUAUCAUCCUGUGUGCUUUGCUGUUCGUUUGCAUUGUGUUUGUGAGGAAAGACUUCAAACCCUCGACAGCGUCUUCAAAAUCUGCUUUUGUUAUUGCGAAACCAACCUUCUGGAAAUACAGAUCCAACAAGAUCCAAACUGAAACCGUCAAACCCCCGAAACCGACUUUUAAAUGCGUUUCAAACGUGAGCGAUGCAGAAAUACCUAAAGACUAUCCAGAACUGCAUCGUUUGUUCCUAAAAUAUAAGAGCUGCCGGACAUUCCCAACCCUCCUAGAGCCCAAGAGAUGUGAUGGGGACCUCCACUUGCUGCUGGCUGUUAAGUCCACUGCUAUCAAUGUAGACAGAAGAGCCGCCAUAAGAAGCACCUGGGGCAAAGAGGGGCUCAUCAAAGGGAAGAAAACCAAGCUGGUGUUUCUUCUGGGCCAGUCCGAGGACAGGGUUAAAUCCCAGCCCCUUCAACAGCUCCUGGCCUAUGAAAACAGAGAGUUUGGGGACAUACUUCAGUGGGGCUUUGUGGACAACUUCUUCAAUCUGACCCUUAAAGAAGUCAAUUUCCUGUCCUGGUUCACCAGGAAGUGCAGUAGCGCUGAAUUUGUCUUCAAGGGGGACGACGAUGUCUUUGUGAACACAGGCAACAUAGUGGAGUACCUCAGUGAUUUCAGUCCCAAGGAAAAUCUUUUCGUGGGAGACGUCCUUCUUAAUGCUCGCCCCAUCAGGGACACGAAAGUGAAGUACUUCAUUCCGCAGAAGAUGUACAGCCAGAAACUCUACCCGCCCUACGCUGGUGGCGGAGGCUACGUGAUGUCUCGAGAGACGGUGAUUGGGUUGGAAGACACAGCACAGGAAAUCGAUCUUUUCCCAAUCGAUGACGUCUACAUGGGAAUGUGCCUUAAGAAAAUGAAUGUGACGUUAUCCGUUCAUCCGGGGUUCAAGACCUUCGGGAUCCCGCAUCCAAUCAACCCCUUCGAUCCGUGCAUUUACAAAGAGCUCAUGAUAGUGCACAAACUGAACCCCACGGAGAUGUGGAUCAUGUGGGCUUUAGUGAACGACCACAGCAUGAAAUGCUCUAGGUCUCCAAAGUGAAUUGGAGCCUUGUAAUGUCCAAAUUGUUCCUGUGCAACGGGUUCUACUGUUGUCGUUUUUACUUCAGCCUGAAAGCAAGAUUAACCCCUUUCUAUCCUCCUCUUCAGAGACUUCUCAUCAGGGAGGGAAAUGACAAUCCUGUUUAUGCUCUUCAUUGAGUUUCAAAUAAAGCAGAACACCUAGGUAGUGUUUUUGAAGACCAUAAAUGUGCCAAUCAAACCGGCAUGAAAGACUCCUAUAUAUUUAAAGAUGCAGUGUCCCACAGUUCUGUUUAAUUCUACACUUAAGUGUGUUUCUGUAUAGGCUACUUAUAAUAAUGUUGUACACAAAAUACCUGUUAAGCUAAUAUUUUCAUCAGAAGCCUCCUGGGGUGAUAACCUUCAUAAUACAAAAUUGUUAAAGAAUAAUAAGUGUAAUGGGCACUGCACCAUUAGGCCCAUCUGUCUUUAGUGUAUACUGUGAAGAAUAACAGUGACGUCCCUAGUAAUAGCUCUACUGGAAUGCAGGGUGAGUCAGACCAGUGUGAUGUGAGUCAUGGUUCGAAUCCUGUUCACACCAGGAUGCUUUCCUUAUGCACUGAUUGUCUUACUCUCAAAGCCUUCUCCGAGACCUUUCCCAUUACAGUGUGGUGUAUGCUCCAACACAAAUCUUUGACCUAUGAAUGUAUGUAGUCUGGGAUUAUGGGCUCCCUCGCAAUGCAUGUGCACUGGUUUCUUAAUGGGACCAGUAUGAAGUGUAACGCUGCAUCUCAGUGAUCAAUGGAAUAGACCUCGACUUCUAAUUCAAGACUAAUGCCUAAUAAGAACCAGGGGUCAAAACUCACCUUUUACAUCUGGCAGGAAUGAACCGUAGUCCGUAUGGUGGAAGGUAUUCUUGUUAUUCCAGAGAUAUAGAAUGGCUAUUUUAUGUGUGCUUUACCUUUUUAUUUGUAUGUUUCCCAUGAAUGGGACACAAUAGUGCAAAGGUUUUCUUUCUGUGUUCUUGCAUUGUGUAGGGAUGUUAUUGACAGUGUCUGCUUGUGUGAUCUCAGGGAGGUUCCCAGGGAGAAUGGACCUGUAAUACAGACAAUAUUCUUGUGAGUUUUCUGGCUAGUCACUGGGUACUUGAUCAUGUAUUUAAUUGUUUUUUUUCAUAUCAAUGUUUAAAAUUUGUUACAAAAUAAAAAUACUAUAGUUUGAUCAUUUAA
This is a messenger RNA of Acipenser ruthenus (sterlet), 2479 nucleotides long. Its product is annotated as N-acetyllactosaminide beta-1,3-N-acetylglucosaminyltransferase 4-like. The record is from RefSeq and is a predicted model, not a curated record. Gene Ontology annotation, molecular function: hexosyltransferase activity. Lineage: Eukaryota; Metazoa; Chordata; Actinopteri; Acipenseriformes; Acipenseridae. Gene Ontology annotation, cellular component: membrane. The transcript is spliced from 2 exons. The coding region runs from base 166 to 1293 and encodes 375 amino acids.